Molecule: messenger RNA, 4839 nt
Organism: Aspergillus bombycis
Lineage: Eukaryota; Fungi; Ascomycota; Eurotiomycetes; Eurotiales; Aspergillaceae
Product: putative ABC transporter
Exons: 3
Coding region: 1-4839 (1612 amino acids)
Biological process (GO): transmembrane transport; lipid transport
Cellular component (GO): intracellular membrane-bounded organelle; membrane
Molecular function (GO): ATP binding; ATP hydrolysis activity; ABC-type transporter activity
Source: RefSeq, a predicted model, not a curated record
AUGGCGAACUUGAAGCUCUUCUUUAGGCAGAUUUGGACGUUAACUCUGAAAAAUCUCCUGCUCGUUCUCGUUCGCCCGGUUUUUACAACCGUGCUCAGGGCUCUCGUUUUGCCAGUAAUUUUUACCGCGUUCAUAUCGUAUGCCCGAAACCUAUUUAUUGAACCAGCUACCUAUGGAAUUGGUGAUCCAGCCCCCUUACAGCCUUUGUCAGACACUCUGCAUGCUAUAACUGGUGGACGAGAUAAGCUGGUGUUCGUUCAUAAUGGCCUCCUUGGCGGCCCUAUCGAGAAAGUGAUAGACUCAGUCACAAAUUCCAUACAGUCCAACCAAGAUCAAGUAUACCCGCACUUGUUGUCGUCUGAAAAUGAGCUGCAAGAGUUAUGUCGAACGUCCCUGAGUGGGGUAUCCACUUGUAUAGCAGCUGCGGUGUUUUAUUCUUCCCCAACGGAAGGCCCAUAUGGAAUAUGGAAUUAUUCGAUCAGAACGGAUGCGGCCCUAGGAGCGGGUAUCCAUGUCGAUAGUCAUAAGAAUGACCAGGAAAUCUAUCUUCUUCCCUUUCAACACUCUAUUGACCGGGCCAUAGCUCAGGCCAAUACAUCUACUGAUCAGAAUGCGCUACCUAACGAGAUCAUGGAGUAUCCUUUUACAUCAUUGACUCAGGAGGGGCGUCGCGACGAAAUCCGGGUCAAUUAUAUGGGUGCAGUUAUCAACAUCAUGGCCAUCGCCAUUUUUAUCGGCAUCGUGGGAGUUACCUACCAGCUAACUGGCUUAGUUGCGAUGGAACGUGAACUGGGAAUGAGCCAGCUGAUAGACUGUAUGAUGCCAAAUGAGUCCAGAUGGCAAUCGCAAGCAGCCCGGUUUAUCGCAGCACACCUGGCACUGGACUUUGUAUAUGGCAUAGGGUGGAUUAUCAUGGGCGCCAUCUUGAAAUACGGAAUCUACAGCAGAACAUCCGCAGGGAUUACCAUAGUCUACAACAUCCUGGCGGGGCUCGCUUUGUCGUCCUUUUCCAUCUUUGGAGCAUCUUUCUUCAAGAGGGCACAGCUUAGUGGUAUUUCCGUCGUCAUAGCUUGUUUGCUCCUCGGUGUCAUAGCCCAGAUGGUCCCAGCGAGGACCAAUGGUGCUGUUGUCAUACUUGGUCUUCUAUUCCCGCCAAUGAACUAUGUCUACUUUCACGUAUUCAUGGCUCGAUGGGAAAGGCAAGACUUAGCCACUGAUCUUGUGCAUGCAGCUCCUGAAAAUCCUUGGUCACUUCCCGGAGUCGUCCUCUGGAUACUCCUUAUCAUCCAAAUACUUGUGUAUCCGUUGCUUGCGGCUAUGGUGGAGCGCAUACUUUACAGUACGGCAUCAAAGGGCCGAAAGGCCACAAGCACUAACACCUCGACGACCGCACUCAGAUUACAAGAUUUCACGAAAUCCUACCAACCAGGAUGGUUUUACAGAAAUAUCGCUACACGGUUUGGCAGUACCCGUCAGUCUGUUCUGGCAGUGAAUAGUUUGAGCAUGGAUGUCAAGAAGGGUCAAAUUAUGGUCCUUCUCGGGGCUAACGGAUCAGGAAAGUCUACUACCUUAGAUGCUAUCGCUGGUCUAACGAAAAUCUCCGCUGGGGAGAUUAACAUAGACUAUGGAGCAGAAGGUGGCAGAUUUGGCCUCUGUCCGCAGAAAAAUGUACUCUGGGAUACCCUAACUGUUAAAGAGCAUGUCAAAAUCUUCAACAGGCUCAAGGCGACUGAAAAGGUUGAUACUGAGCACCAACUAUUAGGGCUUUUACAUGAUUGUGACCUUGAUAAGAAAGUCGGUUCCUAUACGAGAACCCUUUCUGGCGGACAAAAGCGAAAGGUUCAGUUAGCAAUGAUGUUCACUGGUGCUUCCUCCGUUUGCUGUGUAGACGAGGUUUCAUCUGGCCUUGAUCCAAUCUCACGAAGGAAAAUAUGGGAUAUUCUUCUGGCUGAGAGAGGCUCCCGCACUAUAUUGCUGACAACACACUUUUUGGAUGAAGCGGACCUUCUGGCCGAUCACAUUGCCAUUCUCUCCAAAGGCGUGCUCAAGGCAGAGGGAUCGAGCGUGGAACUGAAGCAUCGGCUAGGCUCAGGAUAUCGUAUCCAUGUUUUGAACAUGCCGGGGGCAGCAUUGGGCCGUGUGUUCAAUGAUAUCCCCCAAGAAACCCACUUUGAAGAAACUGUGUAUACCGUUCAGACUUCUGCAGAAGCUGCCUCUUUCAUUUCUAGGCUUGAGCAAGAGGGCAUCACGGAAUACCGCGUAAGCGGUCCUACAAUUGAAGACGUUUUUCUGAAGGUGGCUGGAGAGCUGGGCUCCCAAAAAGCUCAGGACACUGUCGUGGAAAAUACCGGGGCUGAAACGCAGCCCUCUGAAAAUCAAGGCAAGGAAGACGUACAUCAAGAAUUGCAGCUCCUCACUGGUCAACGCAUCAGUAUGGCCCUCCAGGCGUGGUAUCUCUUCCGUAAAAGAGCUACCAUCCUUCGCCGGAAUCCCCUUCCGUACGUCGCGGCCUUGCUUAUCCCUGUCAUUGCAGCUGGUUUGGUUACACUCUUUUUAAAAGAUGUUACAUUAGCCGGCUGUAGUGCGGGAAGCACAAUGAGGAUACCAAAGCCUCAAUCCCUACAAUCACUAGACGAUUUUCAAAUCGUACUCGGCCCCUCUAGCAGGGUCUCAAACGCCACUUUGGAGAGCUUUGUUAGCUCAUUAUAUGGCUCUGGACAAGCUAUAACAAGGGCUCCUGAAUCUUAUUUCCAUGUGGUGGACAGCCUUUCUGAAUUCGAAGACUAUAUCAAAUACAACUUUCACAAUGUCACCCCGGGUGGAUUUUACCUUGGAGAUGCAUCAUCCAGCCCUACCCUCGCCUGGAAAGGCGACAAUGGUGAUUUCCCUCUAGCUGCUAUCAUUCAAAACAUCUUCCACCGUCUCCUUAUCGAUAUGCCUAUCGAUCUCCAAUUUCAGUACUUUGGCAUCCCAUUGCAGCCCAACGCCGGUAAAAUUCUCCAGCUUAUUAUCUACUUCGGUCUAGCUAUGUCGGUCUACCCAGCUCUAUUCGCCCUGUAUCCGACUGUGGAGCGACUGAGGAAUGUCAGGGCGCUUCACUUCAGCAACGGUGUCAGGGGCGCGUCCCUUUGGCUCGCAUACGUCGGCUUUGAUUUCAGUAUUGUCAUUAUCUCCAGUGUUCUCGCCAUCAUCAUCUUCAGAGCCGUAUCUGAUAUCUGGUAUAAUCCAGGGUACAUUUUCGUGGUCUUCUUCUUAUAUGGACUUUGCUCCACUUUGCUAUCGUACCUAGUUUCCCUGUUCUCAAGAUCCCAACUUGCAGCCUUUGCAGUCGCGGCCGGCAGUCAGUGCAUCCUGUUCCUCAUAUAUCUCAUCGCCUACAUGUGUAUUCAGACCUAUUCUCCCACGGACAAAGCGGAGUCUUAUAUCGACAUCGCUCAUUUCACGAUCGGUCUAAUCUCACCUUCCGGAAACCUCCUCCGUGCUCUCUUCGUGUCCCUAAAUGUAUUCUCCAUAUUAUGCCGGGGAACUGAAGUUGCCUCCUACCCAGGAGAAAUCACUCUCUAUGGUGGACCCAUUCUCUACCUUAUUGUCCAGUCUUUCGUUCUCUUCGGGUUACUCCUAUGGUUUGAUGGGGGCUCCAUGCUUUCACUAUUACGUUCCAAAUCCAAACCCAACGAUGAGGAAGAGAAAUCCACAUUAGACAAAGACAUCAGCCCUGAGGAGUUACAGCCCACAAAUGCAAGUCCAGACAACGGCCUCCGCGUCCGCCAUCUCACGAAAAAAUUCCACAAAUUCACCGCCGUAGAAGACAUCACCUUCAGCGUCAGCAAAGGAGAAGUAUUCGCCCUUCUGGGUCCCAACGGCGCCGGUAAAACAACCACCAUCUCUCUCAUCCGAGGCGACACCCCACCCUCCCGAAACGGAGGCGACAUCUUCGUCGACAACAUCUCCGUCCUGCGACACCGUGCUUCCGCCCGAUCCCACCUAGGCGUCUGUCCCCAGUUCGACGCAAUGGAUCAAAUGACCGUCCUAGAACACCUCACCUUCUAUGCCCGCAUCCGCGGCGUCCCCGAUGUGCCCCACAACGUCAAUGAGGUCAUCCGAGCCGUCGGUCUAACACCCUUCAAACACCGCAUGGCGCUUACUCUAUCCGGCGGAAACAAACGCAAGCUGUCUCUCGGUAUUGCCCUGAUGGGCAACCCUACUGUUCUACUGCUCGAUGAGCCGUCGUCUGGUAUGGACGCCGCGUCGAAAAGAGUCAUGUGGAAGACGCUCGCUGCUGUUGCUUCUGGACGUUCGAUUGUCCUCACCACUCACUCUAUGGAGGAGGCCGAUGCCCUCGCUCAUCGGGCGGGUAUCAUGGCGAAACGCAUGUUGGCUCUUGGUACCACGAAUUCCCUCCGCUCGAACUACGGGAAUAGAUACCACGUUCAUUUGGUACAUCGCCUGGCUCCACAUACGAGUGAGGAGGACAUGCAACGGAUCCGCACGUGGGUUGGUCAGAACCUCCUCGGUGCUGUUAUUGAAGAGAAGACGUAUCAUGGUCAACUACGUUUUACGGUGCCUGCUACUGGGUCGGGCUCGACAGAGUCCGAUGAUUAUGACGGUGAUACCAUGCCGCCAUCUGAAGUCGAUAUGGACACCAUCAAGGGAGGAAGGAACACCGGCAAUAAUAGCAUCGUCAAGCUCUUUUCGUAUCUUGAGGAGAGUAAGGAGGAACUCGGGGUACAGUUUUAUUCUGUUAGUCAGACGACGCUAGAUCAGGUGUUUUUGACUAUUGUUGGGCAGCAUAAUAUUGCGGAGGAGGGUUCUGGGCAAAUAUCCUCGUCGAAGGAAUAG